AUGGAUUUCCUUCUUAUUGGUCUCUGUUUAAACUGGCUGCUGAGGAAGCCCCCGGGGUUGAUAUUGUGUACGCUGGGUAUCUUUUCUAAAAUGCUUCCAGCUGUGAAUAGUGGGUGUCCACAGCUCUGUCGGUGUGAGGGCAGGCUUUUGUACUGUGAAUCACUGAAUCUCACAGAGAUGCCUCGCAACCUGUCGGGCAUGAUGGGCUUGUCUCUGCGGUACAACAGCCUUUCAGAGCUGCAUGAUGGACAGUUCACAGGGUUAAUGCAGCUCACGUGGCUCUAUCUGGAUCACAAUCACAUUUGCUCAGUGGAGGGGAAUGCCUUUCAAAAAUUGCGGCGAGUUAAAGAGCUCACCCUGAGUUCCAACAAAAUAACCCAACUGCCCAACACCACUUUCCGCCCCAUGCCAAACUUGCGCAGUGUGGAUUUAUCGUACAACAACCUACAGUCUUUGGAGCCUGACCUGUUCCACGGGCUGAGAAAACUGACAACUUUGCACAUGCGGUCGAACGCCAUCAAGUUCGUGCCAGUGAGAAUUUUUCAGGACUGUCGCAGCCUGAAGUUUCUAGACAUAGGAUACAAUCAGUUAAAGAGCCUGGCUCGAAACUCUUUUGCAGGCUUGUUCAAACUCACUGAGCUGCACCUCGAGCACAAUGACUUGGUGAAAGUGAAUUUAGCCCAUUUUCCCAGGCUCAUCUCCCUGCACUCCCUCUGCUUGCGAAGGAAUAAAGUCACCAUCGUAGUAAACACUUUGGACUGGAUAUGGCAACUCGAAAAGAUGGAUCUCUCUGGCAACGAAAUCGAAUACAUCGAACCUCACGUUUUUGAAAGUGUACCUCAUCUCAAAUCCCUGCAGCUGGACUCCAACCGGCUGACCUACAUCGACUCCCGAGUCCUCGACUCCUGGAAGUCCCUCACGAGCAUCAGCCUCUCCGCCAACGCCUGGGACUGCAGCCGGAACGUCUGCGCCCUGGCCUCCUGGCUGAGCAACUUCCAGGGUCGCUACGACAGCAACCUGCUCUGUGCCACCCCCGAGUACGCCCAGGGAGAGGAUGUUUUGGACGCCGUGUACGCCUUUCACUUGUGCGAGGACAACGCCGACCCCACGAGCGUCAACACCUUCUCCCCGGUGACCAACAACAGCGAGCAGACGCUCGGCUAUGGCUCGGCCACCGCCACCUACGACGCGCCCGAGGGCGACGAGGACCGGACCACGUACGCCGUCACCAUCACCAUGCCCGGCGAGAACUCCGAGAACGCCGUGCAGAUUCACAAGGUGGUGACGGGCACCAUGGCACUGAUUUUUUCCUUCCUCAUCGUGGUUUUGGUGUUGUAUGUCUCCUGGAAGUGCUUCCCAGCCGGCUUAAGGCAACUAAGACAGUGCUUUGUCACACAGCGCAGGAAGCAGAAGCAAAAACAGACCAUGCACCAAAUGGCUGCCAUGUCAGCCCAGGAGUAUUACGUUGAUUACAAACCCAACCACAUUGAGGGAGCCCUGGUGAUCAUUAAUGAGUACGGAUCUUGUUCCUGUCACCAGCAGCCAGCGAGGGAAUGCGAGGUGUGAUUUUCCUUUGGGAUUUAAACAGUGUGCAACCAAAUAACAGCGUGCAGGCAGACAGUGGCACGGGGUGGGGGGGUGGUGCUGGGCUUUGCUGGUGAUUUCUGACGUGCACCCCAGCCCAAAUUGUUUAAGAGGGGCUGUCCAAGAGACUUGAUAUUUUAGCUUUAUCGUGUCUUAAAAACCUUCAGGACAGCCAAUCUUAAGGUUUCAUAUGCUAAUACUCCCUUUGAAGAUCUGUCAAUAUUCAGGAAUCUGAGAGUGUAAAAAAGGUACCAAUUAUUGAUCUUUUGUAAACUAAGAAAACUGUUUAAAAUAAAAAAAAAAAAAAAAUAGCAUUU
This is a messenger RNA of Pseudopodoces humilis (Tibetan ground-tit), 1901 nucleotides long. RefSeq names its product leucine rich repeat transmembrane neuronal 1 (gene LRRTM1). The record is from RefSeq and is a predicted model, not a curated record. NCBI's taxonomy places the organism in Eukaryota, Metazoa, Chordata, Aves, Passeriformes, Paridae. Gene Ontology annotation, molecular function: protein binding.